Molecule: messenger RNA, 650 nt
Organism: Cornus florida
Lineage: Eukaryota; Viridiplantae; Streptophyta; Magnoliopsida; Cornales; Cornaceae
Product: serine carboxypeptidase-like 42
Exons: 3
Coding region: 396-650 (84 amino acids)
Biological process (GO): proteolysis
Molecular function (GO): serine-type carboxypeptidase activity
Source: RefSeq, a predicted model, not a curated record
UGUGUGUGAUGAGGUUUGACAACUUACCCAGUACUUAGUAUGUCAGGAUGCAGCCCAUACUCUCUGGCAAAGACAAAUGGUACAAUCCCUUGGGGAAGAGCUGCCUGAGAUUCCAUACCAACAAAUCAUGCACACACACACACACGCAAUACACACACAUAUAGGUAGAUACAUCUUGUGUUUGUAUAUGUGUGGUGAUAUAUGUAUACCUGUGAUAUGGCAGUGUGUGGUAGCUUUCCUCUUAGUCCAACAGCUAUGGAUGCAGCUGACAUUAAUACAGGCCCACCCAGAAACCGUAUCACCAUUCCAAUCGACAACAUUGUUGGUGAAUAUAUAAACAAUUAUGAUGUAAUCCUUGAUGUUUGUUAUCCAUCAAUAGUGGAGCAAGAACUGCGAUGCGGAAAAUGGCUACUAAGAUUAGUGUUGGAAUUGAUAUGUGCAUGACCUAUGAAAGGCGCUUUUAUUUUAAUCUUCCUGAGGUUCAAAAGGCUCUUCAUGCAAAUCGUACUAAUUUACCAUAUGGCUGGUCCAUGUGCAGUGGCAAUCUGAAUUACAGUGAUACAGAUGGCAAUAUCAACAUUCUGCCCUUGCUUAAAAGGAUAGUCGAAAAUCACAUUCCUGUCUGGGUUUUUAGGUAUCAUUUUGAAUAA